This is a messenger RNA of Scleropages formosus (Asian bonytongue), 3829 nucleotides long. RefSeq names its product AP-1 complex subunit sigma-2. Gene Ontology annotation, biological process: vesicle-mediated transport; intracellular protein transport. Gene Ontology annotation, cellular component: membrane coat; AP-1 adaptor complex. The record is from RefSeq and is a predicted model, not a curated record. Gene Ontology annotation, molecular function: clathrin-cargo adaptor activity. The coding region runs from base 157 to 630 and encodes 157 amino acids. NCBI's taxonomy places the organism in Eukaryota, Metazoa, Chordata, Actinopteri, Osteoglossiformes, Osteoglossidae. The transcript has 5 exons.
CACUUUUUAGCGGCUUGCCGACGGACCCAACUGAAGCGCCUGGAAACAACGGAGAGGAGACUGAAGGAGUGCACUGUGAAUAUUAAACUGGACUUACUGUAUAUUUGUAGCUAAAUUUCCAAGUUUUAUACACUAACAGCUUAAAUACAGUUUAAGAUGCAGUUCAUGCUGCUGUUCAGCCGGCAGGGCAAGCUGAGGCUGCAGAAGUGGUAUGUGCCUCUAUCAGACAAGGAGAAGAAGAAGAUCACCCGGGAACUGGUGCAGACUGUGUUGGCGCGCAAGCCUAAGAUGUGCAGCUUCUUGGAGUGGAGGGACCUCAAGAUUGUUUACAAGAGAUAUGCUAGUUUGUAUUUCUGCUGUGCCAUCGAGGACCAAGAUAACGAGCUAAUCACAUUGGAGAUCAUCCACCGAUAUGUGGAGCUGUUGGAUAAGUACUUUGGCAGCGUGUGUGAGCUGGACAUAAUCUUCAAUUUUGAGAAGGCUUAUUUCAUCCUGGAUGAGUUCCUGCUUGGUGGGGAGGCACAGGAGACCUCUAAGAAGAAUGUUUUGAAGGCCAUUGAGCAAGCUGACUUGCUGCAGGAGAACCAGAGCGAAGACUGGGGAGGUUUGGCCGCAGAGGAGGUCUUAUAGCAGGGCGGAGGCGGGCACCCGGUAAAUACCACACUGACCCGGUGGGGUGGCAUGGGGCUCAGCAGAGUGCAAGCCUGCAUGUGGCAUCCUUGGUUCCUCUUGCUUGUUGCUGUUGUUGGGGAUCCAGAUUUUAACCCAGUGCUGCAUGGUUACCAGUCACAGCUAGGAGAGCUUUUGUGGGCAUGCUUCACUCCAAGGGCCUGUUCAUACUCAUGACAGCAGGUGGUAUGUAGGUAAUUCGUAAGAGGAACAGUAAAACAAUAGUAUUUCUUACCGUGAUCUCUAUAUGUGCUGUAUUUUACUGUAUAGAUGUUAAUACUAAGUUUGCUGUUUGACCUUCUCUGUAUAAGAAUAUUACUAACAUUUUACUCCCUGAUCAUCAGCAUUCUUGACAUUGUAAAGCUACCAUUAUUUAUAUCUGUUUUAUUGUAGUGUAAUUAGACCCUAGAAUGAAGCGUGGCCAUCUUCGCCCUCAACAGAUAAUGUGUAAUUUUGGAUUGCAGUGCUUCUGCUUUCUGAGAGAUUCUCUUAAUGCUUUCAAACUGAAAACACUCUUCUUGCUUGGGUGACAGUAAUUGGGUUUUUUUUUUUGGGGGGGGGGCGGGGGCAGUUUUUCUGUAUCUUGAAGAGUCUCUAUCUUCAGUUGUGAAAUUUUGUAUGAGUUCUAAAAGUAUGAUUCUCAGUUAGUUCUUUUGCCUACUGGCAUGUGUCAACAAAUAUUUUUGUCCAGUUUUCAAGGUGGGAAAAUGCUGUUUAGCUCACUUGUCUCCAUUAACUUCCUCCUCUUCCAUUAAUAGUGCUUGGGAAAAUUUCUGAGGUAAAAGGGUACAACCGAUGUGCUACGCAAAGUUUAGCACUGUCAGUGUAUUUGGAUUUUCAGGUGAUAAAUGAGAGGGGGCUAUAACACAGUGCACUUUUCUAAGGGAGGUUUUUAUGGCGGAAGACUUUAUCAUUUUAAAAACCUGCUCAAUUUAGAAAAUCAUUACCUAAAAUUAGUAAACUGUCUUUUUUGUAUUUCUUCAUGGAAAGGUUGAUGUUCUAAACUGGAAAGAUUUAAAUGUCAUCACAUCUCUGUAUCUGCUGUAAUAAGGGGCCCAGACUAAGCUGUCUGACUCUUCUUGAGCUGACUGGAUAGACUUGGCUGCUGUGAAAGAUCAUUGGCAUUUCUGGAUGUUCUCUUGUUCCCAGCAUUUCAACAAAAAUACAGCUUUUUUUUAACACUGGGGAAGGUUCAAACGUUAUUGGAAAGUCCAGGCUAUAUUUAUGAAAUCCUAGUAAGGUUUUAAUAAAAGUUUUAACUGCAGAUGAGAUUGUUGGACCUUUGGGCACAGUAAGGCAUCAAAUUCCACCCCAUCCCCCAGCAUCUAAUAGCACAUAUUUGCCUACCAAUAUAAAAUAAUUGCAUUUUGAACAGGCCCUUGAUAAAUGCUGAGGGCAUUCCAGCAAAAUUGGAAAACCAGGCUUAGGGCUUCAAGGAAUGAGUGAUAGAGUCUAAUGCAAAAUAAUUAAAAAGGGAGCUGUUUGGAUGAAGGCAUUCCUCAGAGUAUUAAGAUUAAACCAUUUUAAAUAGCUUUUAAUGAAAAAAUAUUUCUGGAGUAGGAUAUUUACAAAAAGUAGACAAAUUAAGCACUUUGAUGUACAGGCAGAGCAGUUAUGAAACCCACUUCCUCAGCUGGCAGUUUGUACUUAAAGUGUAACGUAGCUUAGCUGUAACUCAAGAAGCAGAAGUGCUAUUUGGUCAUGCUGCAUUUCAACAGUAUUUUCUAGGCCAGUCCUUUGCCUGACUUCCCAGCAGUUUUUGCUCUCUGCUGUCCUCCUCAGUUCCUCUCGGCGUGCAGAGCAUGUUUAGCAUCCACACACCUGGAUGGUAAGGUUUGCAGGGCUUCCCGCAUUCUUCAGACCUCUGUUGAAAGUAAUCGGAGAGGUCAAGGCUGGAUGUAUCAACACGAAAAACUACCAGUGACAGAUCCCUCACAUACUUGAUGUGCAUUGUCCAAAGGUAGGUCCACAGGAGCUUCCAUGAUUGAGCAAUUGAAGACAAAUGAAGAACUUGAGCUGUUAACACCAAAUGGACCGACUCCGGUGGAGAGCCUCCUUCGCGCACUAGUAGGCUAGAGCUGUGGGUUCAACAUCUCGGUCACUUCUGCAUUACGCUUCCUUCACACGCUUGACUGUUUGCCCUGCAGGUAUGCUGGUGCCAAGUAUGGCUUCAGAGUCAUCGGGGUUAUUCCAGAAUUAGAGGUACUGAAGUAAAUGGGUGCACCAGUAGACCUCCUGUAGCACUAGAGUACAGUAGAUACCAAAAAGCACAUUAGAAACACAUGUUCACUCCUAGUUACCCUGUACUGGUAGAGGUUGACUGAUACUGAGGGAGUCCAUGUAGAGGAAUAGUUAAUUGCUUUGUACAUGGGUCUUGGAGUAUUUGAAUCUGUUUGUCCCUUUGUGUUCUGUGUCCUUGUGGAAUUUGUAUGCUCCGAAGGCAUUUCGUACUUGUGGACUAGCCCAAGAUGGUACAGGUAAGUUUAGAAUUGCAUGUAUUUAGGUUCUACAAUGAAGAGAACGCAGUUGGGACCCUACAGGCUUGCUGACGCCUGCAGUGGUCAGCAGUAACAAAAUACAUCGCCUCCCCAGUUAGACCUACAGCUUUGCAGUCAUAUGACCUGUGAAAAGAGUCUGCCUGGCAGUGUGUGUGUGGUAGUGUACUCUGCCUUUGACACAUCCAGGUGGAACGGGGGGUCAAAAUGACUAAAUCCGAGUGAAAAGUAGAGAACAGAGUCAGCUUAUUUUGUGAACAAUAGCCUAGUGUUUUAUAAACCGUAAUUAAACUCCUUUGCUUUUCAUUAAUGAACUUACUGUAAAGUUAUGCCUCAAUUUCUGUAGUUCUAUUUUGAGUCCACAGCUGCAGAUGUUUUGUUCAAUAAGGAUAAAAAAAGUUGCAGACCUGUAAAACUGGUAGAUAACCUACUGUCAGCUGUUCACCUCCAGAUAGGAAUAUUGCUGAAAAAUUGAAUACAUAAACAAUUCUGUAGAGAAUGUAGCAGUUAGUUUUCCCACCCUAUUCACCAAGGUCUCGGUGUGGAAGUGCUGUGUCCUGUCCUUUUUCACUGUCCCCUUGUUUUGUUUCCCCCUUGUUUCUCUGGGCUGGUUGGUGCCUCACACACUUGCAUUGUGAUACGAGACUGUUUUGUGCAUUUCUCUC